Ectocarpus siliculosus is the source of this 991-nucleotide messenger RNA. The record is from the annotation of a GenBank genome assembly. NCBI's taxonomy places the organism in Eukaryota, Phaeophyceae, Ectocarpales, Ectocarpaceae.
GUGACCGAUCCCUCGCCAAGCUGGAGCAUAUUGAAGCUCUGCUGCACUGAGGUACAGAAAAUUGGCACAAACUCCCACGCCAACCGAUCACGGCACCGUACUUCAAGCACUCAGCGGUCAGCCGGCACGCACUUUUCGCGCCAACCACACCUCAACGCACCGAGCACCGAGCUGCUGCAAGAUGGCAUCGGGCCCUCGGCGGCACACCCCAUCUUCGGACUCGGACAGGCUUUGGCCGGUGGACAAACAGCCCAAUGCCGCUUCCAGAGGCGGUGAUGAUUCAUCACCUCGCGAUGUUGCCUCGAUGAAGGCGGAAAUCGCCGAGCUGCAGGCGGGGACCACAGCUUCGUUGGACCGAGCAAUAGCGGCGGCUGAAGCAACCGCGAGCGUGGGAGCACGGACGCAAGUAACCCUCAAGGAACAGCGGGAGCAGAUGGGCGAGAUCGACGCCGAAGCGAGAGCCAUAGACGGCACCUUAAAGCGAACAGGGCACAACCUCAAGUACGGCCUCACGUGGCGCGGGGCCCUUACAGCGCCGUUUCGCCGAAAGAAGCCCCCGGCACAGCAGGCAGGCGGCGGCGGAAUCACCGGCGGGGACAUUUCCCCGGUGUUCAAGGACGACUUCAGACAAUCGACACCACCAGGAGGAGCUCCUGCCCACGGUGGCAGCACUUCUUCCACCCCUAGCCCUAAGAAAGGAGGGCGCUUGAAAUUCGGCUCCCCGCGGAAAAAGGCAGGCGCGGCACGCGCGGAAGAAAUAGGAACCAAGGCGGCGUCGAAGCUUCCCGAGAACGUUCCCGAAGGAUUCGAGACCCAGCUGGACACGCUCGAUAGCUUGUUGGACGGCCUGACUGUACAGGCCAAGGAAAUCGGUGCGGAGCUGAAGCAACAGAACGAGGGGAUUGAGGUGCUGGGGGAGCGUGUGGAGCCGCUUCGGCAGGAAACGGCGUUCCAGGCGAAACAGAUCAAGCGACGGUUUGGGGUAAAAUAG